AUGUAUUACCAUGUAUCACCAUGUAUUAUCAUGUAUAGCCAUGUACAGCAAUGUAUUACCAUGUACAGCCAUGUAUUACCAUGUAUAGCCAUGUAUAGCCAUGUAUUACCAUGUAUCACCAUGUAUUGCCAUGUAUUACCAUGUAUCACCAUGUAUUACCAUGUAUAGCCAUGUAUAGCCAUGUAUUACCAUGUAUCACCAUGUAUUACCAUGUAUAGCCAUGUAUAGCCAUGUAUAGCCAUGUAAUGUCAUGUAUAGCUAUGUAUUACCAUGUAUCACCAUGUAUUACCAUGUAUAGCCAUGUAUAGCCACAUAUUACCAUGUACAGCCAUGUAUUACCAUGUAUAGCCAUGUAUAGCCAUGUAUUACCAGGUACAGCCAUGCACUACCAUGUAUUGUCAUAAUAUUACCAUGUAUAGCCAUGUAUAGCCAUGUAUUAUCACGUAUCACCAUGUAUUGCCAUGUAUUACCAUGUAUUAUUAAGUAUCACCAUGUAUUGCCAUGUAUUACCAUGUAUUACCAUGUAUAGCCAUGUAUUACCAUGUACAGUCAUGUUCUACCAUGUAUUACCAUGUAUAGCCAUGUAUAGCCAUGUAUUACCAUGUACAGCCAUGUAAUGUCAUGUAUAGCCAUGUAUUACCAUGUAUUACCAUGUAUACCCAUGUAUGCCCAUGUACUGCCAUGUAUAGCCAUGUAUAGCCAUGUAUACCCAUGUAAUACCAUGUAUUGCCAUGUAUAGCCAUGUAUAGCCAUGUAUAGCCAUGUAUAGCCAUGUAUUACCAUGUAAUGCCAUGCAUAGCCAUGUAUAGCCAUGUAUUACCAUGUACAGCGAUAUACUACCAUCUAUUGCCAUGUAUUACCAGGUAUAGCCAUGUAUAGCCAUGUAUUACCAUGUAUCACCAGGUAUAGUCAUGUAUUACCAUGUUUAACCAUGUUUUGCGAUGUAUUGCCAUGUAUAGGCAUGUAUACCCAUGUAAUACCAUGUAUUACCAUGUAUACCCAUGUAUACCCAUGUACUGCCAUGUAUAGCCAUGUAUACCCAUGUAUACCUAUGUAA
Molecule: messenger RNA, 1057 nt
Organism: Porites lobata
Lineage: Eukaryota; Metazoa; Cnidaria; Anthozoa; Scleractinia; Poritidae
Source: the annotation of a GenBank genome assembly